This is a messenger RNA of Suncus etruscus (white-toothed pygmy shrew), 1796 nucleotides long. RefSeq names its product dynein axonemal assembly factor 10 (gene DNAAF10). The record is from RefSeq and is a predicted model, not a curated record. The transcript has 9 exons. The coding region runs from base 77 to 1150 and encodes 357 amino acids. Gene Ontology annotation, molecular function: ubiquitin binding. NCBI's taxonomy places the organism in Eukaryota, Metazoa, Chordata, Mammalia, Eulipotyphla, Soricidae.
UUGUCGUUUCUGUUUUGUUUCUGAUUUGUCGGUUUCCACGUUAGUUUAGCGUCAGGGUGUUUGUUGCAGCCGGACCAUGUCGGCCUUCGAAAAGCCUCAGAUUAUCUCCCACGUACAGAAAAGCCUCAACUACACGGUGUUUGAUUGUAAAUGGGUGCCUUGCAGCGCAAAAUUCGUAACCUUGGGCAACUUUGCACGGGGAACCGGCGUCAUUCAGCUCUACGAGAUCCAGCACGGGGACGUCAAGCUGCUUCGGGAGAUUGAAAAGGCCAAACCCAUUAAAUGUGGAACUUUUGGUGCUGCAUCCUUACAGCAGAGAUACUUAGCUACUGGGGAUUUUGGUGGCAAUCUUCAGAUAUGGAAUUUGGAAGCUCCAGAGACCCCAGUAUAUUCAGUCAAAAGCCACAAGGAAAUCAUAAAUUCGAUCGAUGGUGUAGGUGGGCUAGGAAUCGGGGAAGGAGCACCUGAAAUUGUGACUGGCAGCCGAGAUGGAACUGUGAAAGUUUGGGACCCAAGGCAAAAAGAUGAUCCUGUUGCUAACAUGGAACCUGUUCAAGGAGAAAAUAAAAGAGACUGUUGGACUGUGGCAUUUGGCAAUGCUUAUAACCAGGAGGAACGUGUUGUUUGUGCCGGCUAUGACAAUGGGGAUAUCAAACUGUUUGACCUCAGAAAUAUGUCGUUGCGAUGGGAAACAAACAUAAAGAAUGGGGUAUGUAGCUUGGAGUUUGACAGAAAAGACAUAAGUAUGAAUAAGUUAAUAGCUACAUCUCUGGAAGGGAAGUUUCAUGUUUUUGACAUGAGGACACAGCAUCCAACCAAAGGUUUUGCUUCUGUUUCAGAGAAGGCUCAUAAAUCCACUGUGUGGCAGGUUCGACACCUGCCCCAGAACAGAGAGGUCUUUCUGACAGCGGGAGGUGCCGGCGCCCUUCACCUCUGGAAGUACGAAUACCCUGCUCAGCGAUCAAAGAAAGACUCUGAGGGAGUAGAGAUGGGUGUCGCAGGAUCUGUCAGCCUUCUGCAGAAUGUUAUGUUGUCUACCCAACCCAUAUCAAGCUUGGACUGGAGUCCCGAUAAAAGGGGUCUUUGCAUCUGUAGUUCAUUUGAUCAGAUGGUCAGAGUACUGAUUAUUACAAAGCUCAACAAAGUUUGACCUGAAGACUUUGGACUUAGAACCUUCCAGAAUAAUUUUAUAAUUUAGAGUAUAUUCUUGGACCCUCAAACCCUCUGAAGGAAAUUGGAUUUUGACUGUUGGAAAAAGCCCCCAGAUGUGGACCGUGGGACUGGCUGUUGGGGUGUAAAUUCCGGGCCCUGUGAUCCCAUGAUGGACAGACACUGCUGUAAACACAGCAUCAGUACCAGCUCAGCGCCCACCUUUUCUACUAAAAAGUAUGGUUUCAAUAUGCAUUGAGAGAUUUCAGUGUCAGCAAGUUCCUUGAGAGAGAAUCUUAUGAACAUGGUCAGACUGAAUCUGUCAACUGUUGCUGCAGUAUAACUCAGAAUGAAAUGCCAUGAUUUACAUCGACCUGUUUUUACAACACAUAGGGAGUUGCCUUGCACUCAGCUGAUCUGGAUUCGAGCCCCAACACCCCAUAUGGUCCCCUGAAUACUGCUGGGUGUGGCACAAACACAGAACAGGGAUUGGGGGCUAGAGAUAGUACCGUGGGUAAGGCACUUAGCCUUGCAUGCACUCAGUCUGGGUUCCAUCCCUAACAUUUCAUAUGGCCCCCGAGCUCCACUAGGAGUGAUCCUUCACUGCAGAACCUGAGCACCUUCAGUUGUGGCCUCAAUCCCCUCAC